AUGUCCGGCUUAGAGCCCCUCGCUGUUGUCAGUGCGGUUGCUGGGAUCCUCCAAGCGUAUGAAGCCGGUAGCAAGAUCUUCCGGCAGAUCAAGGCGCGCCGUCAAGCUCAUGGCGCUCUCCCACCAACCGACCGUCUGCUCGAGUCCCUUGAGAAGGGCGAAAGUGAGGUCAAAAAGGCCGUUGAAGAAGGCAAGUUGCGGUUCGGCGAAGACUUCGAGAUUGGCGACACGGCCACCCUUUUCGCCCUUAUGCAGAUCACGAUCGAUGUCCAAAAAGCACUGUUGGCGGGUUUAGCGGAAGCUAGGAGUGACGAUGGCGUUGUUGACUUCGAAAUGUGCAUCAACUCGUGCGACAAGGCCCGCCAGGAUGCCCUUAUCACUUUACAAGGCCUGUUCCUGCGAAGAUUGGCCGCUGAACAGAAGAAGGCGGAUAACCCGACUUCACCCCCAGAGCAGGCAAAGAGGUCUCAAGGGCAGUCGCCACCGGUCCCGGAGCGGACCAGCGAGAACAUGGAGACCCAACGCAGUCCUCCCCCUCGGCUUGAGAAAAGGCCAACUGAUACGGAAAGCACAAAGGCUCAGAAAGCUGGGAGGUGGCUUUUGUCCCGGCGGGAUAGGAGUGGCGAGAGCUCGGUCACCUUGAUGGAAAGUACCCCUGUCAUGGGCUCUCCGCCAGCGCCUCCGGCGAGAGCGUCAGAGCCAGACACCAUGCUGCAAUCCCGUCGCAGUACUUCGACGUCGACAAACUCCAUCACUACUCGGUCAAGUACGAGCACUCACGAGGGUGCACCCCCGUCACCCGCCCGAUCGAGCACGAACUCAUCGUCGAUAGCACCAGUCAGACGACAUACCACGGGCUACUCAAUGCACUCAAUGAGUGGGUUGUCUGCCGUUGCUGGAUUGAGUAUGACGUCGGACAUAUCAACCCCGUCAACUGUUGCAUCUCUUAAGAAGUCUGGUCGGUGCUGCAAGAAGACCUCAGAGCUACGGGACGGCAAGAUCUCUGAAGCUCUGGCGCACUCCCAUGCGCCAGGUUCUCAAGCUCGGACAUAUCACUGCACAAACAAGAAAUGCCAUUUCUGGGCGCCUGCUGUUCAAGUCGCGAACGUCUAUCAGUUGGACAAUAGCGUAAUUUGCCAUCCCUCGGGCAUGCGCUACAGACGGAUUUUCCUCGCAAAGUGUCAUAUGCAACAAAGUGAUGCCACGCAAACAGUGAAUUACCGCUGCUUGGUGUGCUUGUUUCUGGGAGAUUCUAGAGCGUACGAAGGUCACGAUCAGUUGUUGUCUCACCUGGCCAGCCAUCGAGGGGUCGAGCUUGGUGAGACACGUCUCGAAGGACCGGUCAUCUUCACCAACAAAAGGGUGGAAUGUAACCGAGAUGAGUUCGACAUUGACUUCACAGAACCGGCGAAAGAACCCAUUCGCAAACCCUACACAGUCACCGAGGCCAUGGUCGUGCCGGUGUCAAGACCCCAGGCGCAGCUGCAAAGGUCGGCGUCGGUGGUUUCGGACAGCCCAAACUUUGCACUGGAAGAACGCAUAUUAUGGGCAGCAAAUUGA
Messenger RNA from Cladophialophora carrionii CBS 160.54, 1560 nucleotides. RefSeq lists its product as uncharacterized. Lineage: Eukaryota; Fungi; Ascomycota; Eurotiomycetes; Chaetothyriales; Herpotrichiellaceae. The coding region runs from base 1 to 1560 and encodes 519 amino acids. The transcript has 2 exons. The record is from RefSeq and is a predicted model, not a curated record.